AUGCGGGGUCAGGAUGCGGGUGGGGGGAAGGGGAGAUCAGAGGGGGAGGGGGAAGGGAAAAGGGGGAGGGGGACGGCGGCGGCGGCGAAGCUUGGAGCCGACUCUGCCUCGUCUGCCUCUGCCUCGCCGCCUCGACGCCUCUGCCUCGUCGCUUCUACCUCGCCGCCUCGUCACCUCUGCCUCGCCGUUUCGCCGCCUCUACCUCGCCGCCUCUGCCUCGCCGUUCUGCUUUUUUGCUUUCUUGGUGGUGGUGGUGGUAGUGCUGGUGGUGCUGGUUGUGGUGGUGGUGCUGGUUGUGGUGCUGGUUGUGGUGGUGGUGUUGGUGUUGGUGGUGGUGGAGGUAAUUGUGUUGGUAGUGUUGAGGGUAUUUUUGUCCAAAAAAAUUAA
Messenger RNA from Arachis stenosperma, 387 nucleotides. RefSeq lists its product as uncharacterized. The coding region runs from base 1 to 387 and encodes 128 amino acids. The transcript is spliced from 2 exons. The record is from RefSeq and is a predicted model, not a curated record. Lineage: Eukaryota; Viridiplantae; Streptophyta; Magnoliopsida; Fabales; Fabaceae.